AUGGCGAGGAAACCUGCAUGGCUUGAAGGUUUAAUGGCGGAAACUUUCUUUGCGAGCUGUGGAGUCCACGAGGGUUGGAGCCAUAAGAACGAGAAGAACGUCUUCUGCUUGACCUGCUGUGUCAGCCUCUGCCCUCACUGCGUCCCUUUCCAUCAAUCCCAUCCUCUUCUCCAGGUGAGACGGUAUAUGUACCAAGACGUGGUUCUGCUGAGUGAUCUUGAGAACUUCAUAGACUGCUCAUAUAUUAAGCCAUAUACGUUGAAUGGAGCGAAGGUGAUAUACUUGAACCAGAGGGCGCAGACAAGCGCCGUUUCUUCGAAUGUCUGCCGCCAUUGUUACAAAGUCAUUCAAGAACCUUUCCACUUCUGUUCUCUCUCCUGCAAGGUCGAUCAUCUGAUUUCUCAAUAUGCGGAUUUAUCAAGCAUUAUUCUCUAUCGACUGGAUGAUGAUGAUGAUGGCAAUUCGGAGAGGAAAGGCAGCCGGAGAAAGGGUGUGCCUCAUAGGGCCCCUUUUUAUUAA
Tarenaya hassleriana is the source of this 519-nucleotide messenger RNA. RefSeq lists its product as uncharacterized. Lineage: Eukaryota; Viridiplantae; Streptophyta; Magnoliopsida; Brassicales; Cleomaceae. The record is from RefSeq and is a predicted model, not a curated record. The transcript is spliced from 4 exons. Bases 1 to 519 code for a protein of 172 amino acids.